Molecule: messenger RNA, 1623 nt
Organism: Oikopleura dioica
Lineage: Eukaryota; Metazoa; Chordata; Appendicularia; Copelata; Oikopleuridae
Source: the annotation of a GenBank genome assembly
AUGUCCUUUGCUGUUUCAUUCCAUUGUUGGUCAGAAGAGGAGUCAGUCUUUAAUUCGUCAGAUGCAAAUAUCGCGCUUAAUUCCUAUCACCCGAAGAAGCCAACUAUGAAGCAUAGUGUGUUCCACGAAAUGCGCGAGCACUGGACUCGAAGUAGAAAAGAAGUAAUUUGGUCUUUAUCAAAAGAAAAUCGAGAUCGGCUUCAGAAACUCAAUGCCCUUCUCACUCAAAAUCGCGUCUUGUCUAUUUUACCGCGACCUCUUGACUCUUCCGUUUUGAUGAUGUUUUCCAAUGGCUCUUUGGUCAGUUUCUCUCUCCGCAACAACGACAUAGACAAUAUAACAAAGAAGGACAAAUUUAUCCAGCAUUCCUCCGAUCCAGUUGAUGUCGCACAAGUGAGCGAAAAGUACGUUGUCUCCCUGUUAUCUGGCUCGCGGAUUUCUGUCAUUCCACCCGAUUUGCACCGGCAGAUUUCUCCUCCAGAGCCGCUGUACAUUGUUGACAUGCCCGACAACGCUUGUAUCCGGACGAAAGGAUCGUUUUCAGCGGUGUACUGGUCAGAGCGAAUUGAAGAUGGAGCUCGAGGCCAUCUCAUGAUCAUCUCUCAUUCCGGAAAUUCUGAAAUCGUCGCGCGCGUUCCCUUCAACUCCCUAAUUCAAGACGUCAUCUUUUCUGAGCUGAAUGCAGAUUCCUUCUGGCUGCUUGAGAUUCCCGACCCAGUGAAUCCAACAAAUAUUCGCAUGACCCUCUAUUCGAUCAAGCUUAACCAAGGGUUGAAGAUCGUUGACGAGCUCGAAAUCCAAAUGAAAUCUUCCGUUGUUGUGUGCGAAUUGAGCCCGAACGAAGAAAAGUUUUGCUUUGGCUGUUCUGAUAAUAUGCUGAUUGUGUUUGAUACGAAGACACACUCGGCAGAGCAUGUUUAUCUCCCAGUUCGGCCGAGUAUUUUGUCAUGGCAUCCGGGCAGCCAUUUUCUUGCUGUUUCCUCGCGCAAUGGAGAGGUUAUGUUCUUCGACGUUGGCCUUACUUGUAUCGAGUUGAACGACAAAAUCUCGGAUCCCUGUCCUGGAGUCGCUUACGCCUCCCUCACUACCAUCUGUGACGCGUUGAUCGUCAAGCCGUUGAACUACACGACCGAGACACAACUCGAAGCUGCCUUGGCGUCGUUCUAUGCUCCAACGAGAGCCAUCAACGACCUCGUUGUGAUUGAGUACAGAGAUCACGUCGUUCGUUACGCACGCAGAUUUCUUCAUCAUUUGCUGCGCCACAGAAGACUACAAAAAGCGUUCUUGCUUGCCACGGACAUUGGAGCGCAAGAUCUAUUUCUCGACAUCCAUCACAUGGCCCUUCACUACAAGGACUUUGAAUUGGCAUCCGAGGCGUCGAAAAAAGUUGAUGAAAUGAUGGAAUCCCCUGGUGAAGACGACGGUCGAGAUGAGAGACAUGACGAUCACCAAGAUGUUGACAGCGAAGAUGACCCUCCUGCAAUCCAGCGAUUUAUGAAGCACAUAAGCGCUCGGAAUUCGAAGGAGCGCAAAAAAGGGGAUGGAAAGGGAAAGCCGCCUCCUGCCCAGCCUACUCCCGAAAAUGCUUCGACGCUCAAAAUCAAACAUUUUGGCUUUGUUUGA